Cylas formicarius (sweet potato weevil) is the source of this 2130-nucleotide messenger RNA. It is a transcript of the gene GatB, whose product is annotated as glutamyl-tRNA(Gln) amidotransferase subunit B, mitochondrial. Bases 247 to 1800 code for a protein of 517 amino acids. The record is from RefSeq and is a predicted model, not a curated record. Gene Ontology annotation, molecular function: glutaminyl-tRNA synthase (glutamine-hydrolyzing) activity. The transcript has 6 exons. Gene Ontology annotation, biological process: glutaminyl-tRNAGln biosynthesis via transamidation; mitochondrial translation. NCBI's taxonomy places the organism in Eukaryota, Metazoa, Arthropoda, Insecta, Coleoptera, Brentidae.
UUUGUCGAAAGUAGGAUUAAACAAGGUCUUUGCUGGAUAAUUUCAUGGCUUCCUUCACGUGUCCCAAUUAUACAAACAUUUUAUAUCGUCAGUUUCCAACAACAAAAUUAAUUAACAAUAAUUUGGUGCUGUCUCAUUUUAAUUUAAUACACUGAACUGUAUUUGUAGCACCGGCUCGUGUUAUAGAUUACAAGUUUCCUUUCUAUGACUGCAACAUAACCUUUCUAAACGAAUAUUCGCUGCACAAUGUUUUUGUCACAUAAAAGUUUACAAGCGAUUCAAAUACAACCCCUUAAGCAAUAUUAUUCGAUUACAAUUAACAAGAGCAAAUGGAAAAGUGUAGUCGGCCUUGAAGUCCAUGCCCAAAUAUUUUCGGAAAGUAAACUCUUUUCAGGUGCCGCUACCAAAUUUUUAUCUCCCGUAAACACUAACGUUUCCCUGUUUGAUAUGGCUACGCCUGGCACGUUACCCAUUUUAAACAAACGUUGUGUGGAGGCCGGUGUGCUGACGGCCCUUGCUUUAAACUGCACAAUCAACCCGAUUUCUUAUUUUGAUAGGAAGCAUUAUUUCUAUGCUGAUUUGCCGGCGGGCUAUCAGAUUACUCAACAAAGAGCUCCAUUGGCGAGGAAUGGAAAUUUACAAUUUAGUGUAUUUACUACUGGUGUCCAGAAACCCUAUAAAACAAAUGUGAGGUUAAAGCAGGUCCAAUUAGAGCAAGAUAGCGGUAAAAGCCUGCAUGAAUCAGAUAGAAGUCUAGUGGAUUUAAAUAGAGCUGGUGUGCCUCUGAUGGAGCUAGUGUUUGAACCUGAUUUAACAAACGGAGAAGAAGCUGCUGCUCUUAUUAAAGAAUUGAUAAUUAUACUGCAAAGACUCAAUACCUGCUCCUGUAAGAUGGAAGAGGGUGCAUUAAGAGUUGACGCAAAUGUGUCAAUCCAUCAAGAUGGUGAACCUUUUGGGAUUAGAUCAGAAAUAAAAAAUAUUGGUUCAGUUAGGGGAGUGGCUGGCGCAGUAAAAUUCGAAAUAGAGCGUCAAAUGAAAAUAAAGGAAUCCGGAGGUGAAAUAGUUAAUGAAACUCGUGCCUGGGACAUGGAAAAUAGAGUGACUGUCCCUAUGAGAGAUAAAGAGGUGCAACAGGAUUAUAGGUAUAUGCCUGAACCUAAUUUACCUCCCCUGCACCUUGAUGUAGGUCCUAUUAUUAGAGAUGGUUUUAUUAACAUUGAUAGUUUAAAGAGUAAGAUUCCCGAGUUGCCUGAACAGACUCGAAUAAGGCUCAGGGAAGAGCUUGGUUUAACUGCAGAACAGUGCAUAAUUCUUGUGAAUGAUCCAUCUUUGUUAGAACUGUUCAUUGGGUCAUUAAAUGGGCAAAAAUUUAGAGCUUCCACCCUGGCAAAUUUUUUAAUCAAUGAGCUUAACACGGCACUCAACAAAUUUGAAGUAGAAUUACAUGAUACCCAGAUUAGGGCAUUGCACAUUGGUGAAAUAAUAAGAAUGUUAGAAGGGUCACUAAUUAAUAGAAGUACUGCUAAAAUGGUCUUAGAUGAAUUGUUUAUGGGAAAUUUGAAAGCUCCCUCCGAGAUUGUUGAGGAGAAGGGCUGGAAGCAGAUUGUAGAUGAAGCAGAAUUAAGAAAAAUAUGUCAAGAAGUAAUAGAUGAAAAUGAAAAAAUGGUAACCGCAUUCCUAAAGGGCAAAGUCAAAGUGUUCCAGGCCUUACUUGGUGCGGUGGCAAUAAAAACCAACAAGCGUGCCGAUAUGGCGAAAUGUGACAAAAUUAUGAAAGAACUGUUGCAUAAUAUUAAAUAAAAUAUUAUUUUAGAUUAUUUUUCAUUGUACUUGUAUAGUUAUUUACAUGCAUUUGAGUUUUUUUUAUUUACUGGUUUGUUUGGCCCUGCCACUCAAUCUGGUCAGCUUACAAAUAUUGGUAAAUAUAAUUCAAAAUUCCCAAAGGAUGCCUUCAUAAAGAAAGCGUCUGGACUAUUCCAUCAUCCUCCAGGUUUAAUAACAUAUUCAUACAGCGGAAUAAUUCAUCUAACGGUUCCAGCGAUUAUCUCAUACGGGAUAUCCAAUCAGAUAUGGUCUGGAUACCAGUGUGAAUAUGAGACAUCCGAAAACUGAGCAAUACAACAUACAUAU